This is a messenger RNA of Besnoitia besnoiti, 5040 nucleotides long. Its product is annotated as elongation factor Tu GTP binding domain-containing protein. Lineage: Eukaryota; Apicomplexa; Conoidasida; Eucoccidiorida; Sarcocystidae. The transcript is spliced from 16 exons. Gene Ontology annotation, molecular function: GTP binding; GTPase activity; ribosome binding. Gene Ontology annotation, cellular component: cytosol; ribonucleoprotein complex. Gene Ontology annotation, biological process: cytosolic ribosome assembly. The record is from RefSeq and is a predicted model, not a curated record. The coding region runs from base 1 to 5040 and encodes 1679 amino acids.
AUGGAAACCGUGCGCAGCGGGCCAGGGCGGCACCCAACCUCUAACAUCCGCAACGUUUGCAUUCUUGCCCACGUCGACCAUGGGAAGACCUGCCUAUCGGAUCGCCUGUUGAGUAUCAACGGGCUGAUCAGCGAAGCGUCGGCGGGCACGAUUCGCUACCUUGAUUCUCGCGAAGAUGAACAGAGGCGUCAAAUCACCAUCAAAGCAAGCGUCGUCUCUCUUUUCUUCAAACGCACAGAGCACCAUGGGUCGGCUUCGGAAACCAGGACUUCUGCCCUGGCGCCUGCGUCUUCUUCGCCCUCGUCAUCUGCUUCUCCGACCUGUGGCGGGUGUGCGGCAACUGGGGACGGACACGGUGCGCCGGAGGUGUCUCCUGGUGGCGGACGAGGCAGCCCAGACGACCUUUCGAAGCCCAGGGGUCCAGCCCACCGCGUUCCCUGCCAUGUCGUAAACUUGGUUGAUUGUCCAGGGCAUGUCGACUUCGCCAGCGAGGUAUCGGCCGCGGUGCGCCUCUGCGACGGCUGUCUCCUGCUCGUGGACGCCGUCGAGGGCGUUGGGCCGCAGACGGUUGCAGCUCUCCAGCAGGCGUGGAGCGAGCGCGUGGUGCCCCUCUUGGUUUUGACGAAGAUCGACAAGUUGAUUCAGAAGCUCUGUCUGACGCCCAGCGAGGCGUACGCACACUGCCAGGCCAUUGUGGAGCAAGUCAAUGCCCACCUCCACCAGCAGAUCCACUCGGAGUUCCUCGCCGGCAUUCCUUCGCACCAGCUCCCGGAUACUUCGGAGGAAGGACAGCGCCAGGGGUUCGGGGGCGAGAGCGGAGCGAGUAGUGUGGCAAACGGCGGGAGAGAUGAAUCCAGCCAGAAGAAGGCGAACAGGGCCAGCGAGGCGUCGAAGGCCGCCGCGUUAUUCGCGUGCCAUGGAGACCCCACAGGAGAGUUCGUUUAUUUUAGCGGAGACGUCGAAGAAAAACUUGAAUUCCACCCGGCGAGAGGCAACGUCCUUUUUCUCUCUUCGCUUCACGGAUGGUGCCUGCAUCUCCCCUCCUUCGCGCGUCAAACUCUCCUCAGUCUUCUGCAGCUGCCUCCAAGUGCGCUACCGCGCCUCCUUCCGGCUCUGUGGGGCGACUUCUACCUCAAGCGGAGCUCGAAACCUACGUCCGCGGCUACCCAAAACGGCGCCUCGGCCGCGGCUUCGUCUGGCAAAGCGCGCGCAGACGGCACCGGGUUCGAGAUCCGCAAGGCGCCUUCGUUCUCUAGCCAGCCGCGCAUCGUGGAGCAGCUCAUCUUCGGCAACAUAUGGAAGGUUUACGAAGCGGCUGCCGCGGCGCCGGCGCAGGCCGGGGCGGCGGAUGCGGUCGCCGGCGGGGCCGAGAAGCUCGAGAGGCUGUGGAAGAUGGUUGACGUGUUGGCGAUCCCGCCAAGCUCGAAGGCCCGCGUAAAGGCGGAGGUCAAGCAGCUCGUGCUGGCUCAGAGCCACGCCGCCGAGGGCAGCAGAGGCUCGAGGGAGCGAGGCAAGAGAUUUGCGGAGGACAACUCGCUCCCCGGCGCUUCAACUGGGGGGGGACGGGGAGACGAAGAGUUUGCCGCAGACAUUGUCAAAGCAAUCCUGACGCGCUGGCUGCCCGUGGCUGAAACGGUCCUGGGCGUCAUCGUGGAUCGCAUUCCGAAUCCGCUCGCCGCCGCGAGGCAGCGGCUGACGUACCUCUGCCCGGCUCUGCAGCGAGCCCUGAGAGGGCCUGUGGGGCCGCGGCUUCUGCAGCUGCAGCAGCAGCGCGCGGCGGCUCAAACUGCUUCUGUCGCCGGCGACAGGCCAUCGCAGGCGGACGAGUGUGCAGGCGGUGAAUCGGCGGCUGCCGCGCCCUCCUCUUCUGCGACGCAGCCCUGCACGAGCGGCACGCCUGCAAAGCCGCCGCUGGUCCUGUUGUAUGUUGCCAAAUUCCUCGGGGCUGACCAGAAGAUGCGCCGACUCACUGGCGACAGACUGCAAGGCACGGAGCGUUUCAGCGGCUUCGUCGGCCUUUGUCGCGUCUUCGUGGGCACGCUUCGCCGCGGGGCGGUUCUGCACGUCUGCGCGGAGGACUCUGCGGGCGGCGCGGAAGCGGGACGCGGCAGAGAGCUUCCGCUGUCUCCUGGCGACGCUGCGCCUGGUGAAGCGGAGACCGCCGGCCGGGCGGGGGGGGCCCCUCGGGACGCGUUCUACGUGCGUCAGAUUUACGUCCUUUUUGGGCAAGAUUUGAAGCCGAUCGACGCGGCCGCCGCCGGCUCUGUGGUGGCUGUCAGCCUGCGGCCGCGGAAGACGAAGGCGAGGCGCGGGAACUCGCUGUCUGCCAAGCGGCAGGACGAAGAGGUCACGGACGUCGAUCAGGACGGCGACCUUGAAGGGGACGAUCUGUCAGAGGGAGAAGAAUCGCUUGAGCAGUCGCUUCGGGACGUGACGGCCUGGCUCCAGUCGCUCCGCGACCGCAACCGCCCGCUUCUGCAGCUCCAGAAGGGCUUUUCUUCGGGCUCUGGGGCCGCGGCCUCCCGCGCCGCGGGCGCCGCUCCGGGCCACGCUGCGGAAGUCACGAGUCUGCACCGAUGCGUGACACUGAGCAACUGGGCAGACUGUCCUUCGCUCCUGACGCCCUACUCGAAGGCGUCGUCGGCGAUUGUGCGCGUCGCGGUGGAGCCGCAGCGACUCGAAGACGCCCAACAGUUUGUCAAAGGGAUGGCGCGCCUGUACGUUGCCGAUCCCUCCGUCGAGCUCUCAGUCCUCGACAGCGGCGAAUUCCUCAUGGGGUGCUGCGGCGAAGUCCACCUUGAAACCUGCAUCCGAGACCUUCAAGGCCUGUACGCGGAGGUUCCAAUCACAGUCUCUCCUCCGAUGGUGGCGAUUCGGGAGACGCUCGCGCCGGCGGCCUCUGCCAGCCACAGCGGAGACUCAGCUCUGGCGGCUGCUUCCACAGGCAUGUCCGGCGGCGCGUCCGCCGCGUCGCAAGCGACCUCCUGCCCAGUGUCUCAGCGGAUCGCCUUCCCGCCGUGGGCGAAGGUGUCUGCGCCAAGCCAGCGUGCGUCUCUCUCUGGCUCCGCGCUGCCUGCUUUCGCGGAAAUGUCUGGGUUCGGCGCCGCUGCAGAGGGCGCUGCGGCCUCGCCCUCCGCGGCCGCGGGGCGUGGCGCAGACUUCGCGGCUCCUCCGCUUUCGCACCCUGCGACCAACGGCGCCAACCUGAGCACUUUGCCGGCGACCAGCUGUGUGGCGGCCGCUGACGGCGCCGGAGGCGCGUCGGGCGCGGACGACGAGACUUGCGCGUCGAGAAAAGAGGGCGGAGACCGCAGCAGAGAAGAGGGAGAGAAAGGCGAACGACUCGGCGGCGGAGAGGACGCCAUUGCAGCCUGGCUCGCGAAGCGAGCCGCAGAGCUGAAGGCGGGUGAAGGCGUGUGCGCGUGGACAGCGAGUCAUCAGUUGGGCAUCCUGCUGAGGGCAGAACCGAUGCCCGCUCGAGUGACGGAUUGGCUGACGGAGGCCUCCCGUGAGAUCAACGCGGUGCUGAAGUCACGCGUGCCUUCUCGACGUUUUCUUCGCAGCCAGCGACCCGCUGCCAGCCGGCCGUCGGAGACCAGCGACUCAGGAGCCGCGGGGAGCGCGUCGCCUACGUCGUCGUCCGCGGACGCGGCUGGUUUCCUCCGCGAGGCGAUGGAGAACAUCGCCGCUGAGUUGCGAGCGACCUGGGCGCACCGCGACGGCGUCUCGUCGUCGUCGGGGGCAGAAGGCGGCGAAGAGGUGCAGGCCGGAGCGGGGUCUCCGCCCGGCGAGCCGAGUGGAAGUUACCUCGAAAAAGACGAGGCGUGCGAGUCUCCCUCCAGGAGACAGCCUCGACCGUCCGAGGGCCGAAUUCCGUUCCCGGGACAUAUCUGGGGGCUGGCGUUGUCUGCAGGAUCCUGCAACGCCCUCCUUGCGUCCUCCUCUUGCUGCCUCGUCGUGCCUGCCUCGAGUGCGCUCGACAGCGAGAGUGGGUCGGCGGCAGACAGGCAGAGAGACUCCGUAGAGGGCGGCGAGGGCCGCGACCCCUCUGAGGGCGUGACUUGUGGGACGCCCGGAGCCUGCCGCGGGCUCACCGCGGACAGGCGAGGCGGAGACAGUCUCCCCCCGGGCUGGCGCGAGCUCCGCGACCUAGACACCUGGCGCCUCGCGCACUCGUACGGCACAGAUGCGUCUGCGUGGCCGUCGAACUCCGCGGCUGGCUUGCUGAAGCGCGUGCUGCCGGCGCUCGUCUCGGGCUUCGAGCUCGCCUGCCUCAGCGGCCCGCUCGCCGAGGAGCCCAUUCGGGGCGUGGCCUUCAUCCUGGAGGCGCUUGUUUACCGGACCCCUUCGGCUGGGUCUAGCGGCGCAGAGGCGCGAAAGUUGGCCGUGGGCGUGUGCCGACCUCUCUCGGCGCCGAGAGGCGAACAAGAGGACGCCCUCGACGACGCCCGCAGCGUCGUUUCUCUCGACUCCUCGUUGUGUCGCACCGUCUGCUCAGCGAACGCGGCGACUCCCCACGGACCAUUCUCCGGCCAGGUGAUGUCGACGAUGAAGGAAGCGUGCAGGAAGAGUCUGCUUCAACGCGGCCGGUGCCGAAUUUACGAAGCCAUGAUCCGCUUCACCCUGACGUGUGAGCAGCGCGUGCUGGGGAAGGUGUACGGAGUUCUCUCGAGGAGACGCAGCAAAAUCUACAAGGAGGGUCUUCUCGAGGGUCAGACGUCGCUCUUCAUUGUUGACGGCUGUCUGCCCACGUCAGAGGCCGUCGGCAUAGCGCGCGAGCUCCGUUCGAAGGCGUCGGGCCACGUCACCCUGCAGAUGCAGUUCUCCCACUGGGAAGUCCUGGACGAGGAUCCAUUUCCUGAGGCAUGCAUGACUGAAGAGGAAGUCGAAGACGAGGGAGCCGCUGGGAUUGCUGCGUUGGCUAGCCAAAUCACUGCACGGCGAAUUAUCAACUCAAUUCGAAAGACAAAGGGCCUGCCAACGGAAGAAAAGGUUGUGACGGCAGCUGAGAAGCAGAGAACUCUGACAAGGAAUAAAUGA